Messenger RNA from Paramecium octaurelia, 683 nucleotides. Lineage: Eukaryota; Ciliophora; Oligohymenophorea; Peniculida; Parameciidae. The record is from the annotation of a GenBank genome assembly.
AUGGAUAAGGAUCUAUUCAUUUAGAAGUAUGGGGAAAACAGUUCAAUAAAAUAAGCAUUUCUCAGAAAAGCCUAUCAGAAUUAUUUCUUGAUGAGAUCAAGCACAAACAGGGAUAAAAAAAAAAGGAGUAACAAAAGUGUCGAUUUAUCUCAAUAUUCAUCAACAAAAAUCAAAACAAAUUAAAGUAAAUGUUCAUUUGUUGAAUCAUCGAGCAAUAAGGACAAUAUGUAUUUACAUACUUAUCUAAUUUUAGAUCUUAAAUGACAGAGUUUCAUUAUAACAAAUUAAAGAGCAAAUGGUUAAUGGAUGACAAAUAGAACGAAGUCUUAAUAUCGAUAAUGCAAAAGAAGAGGAAAUAAUUGGAGUUGGAAGAGAAAUAAAGAGAACUGGAAAUCACUAAAAUUUAAUAAGCUAUUUAAUUAAGAGAGAAUUUGGAAACCGAUAGAAAACGACAAUUUUAUAAAGAAUCUGAAUUGUUUAGAAAUCAACAGAGUGAAAGAAAACAUUUAGAAUAAGAGAAACUUAAAUCUAAAGAGCAAGAAUAUUUAUUGUUAGCAAAAAGAAUGGCAAAAAAUGAAGAACUUGCUAAAUUAGAAGAACAAAUCGUUCAUAGAUAGAAAUGCAAAUUAUAAUUUUAAAUGUUAGAACAACAAAGAAAAACCAAUUCAUUUUUACUCUCUUGA